AUGUAUUUCUUACUAUUGACUCUACUAUUUGCUAAAGUAAUUUGUCAGCAAAAUGUAACUGACGCAAUUUAUCCUAUUCAGAAUCCAUGUCUAGCAUUACUCGAUCGUCUCAGCGAUUUAUCAUCGCAGUUUUUAGAAUGUUCAGUAUUGCGUUCUCGACCGUUUAAGAUAUGUGAAGGUUGCAUCGAUUAUUUUGUUCGAUUUAAGGAUUUAACAUCAUUAUUAGAUAAAAGUUAUUCUGAUCCGGAUCGACUUAUUACUUGUCAAGGGUUUUUGGAAAAUUAUGAUUCAAUUCAAAUUGUGGCACAGUUAAUUGCAUUUGUUGAAAAUGUUUGGGCAUCAUCGUUCUGUGAAAAUUGCAUCAAAUAUUAUGCUGAUGUAAAUGGUACAGUUAAAUUUGAAUUUGCCAAUAAUACGUUGAAAUUUUUCAGGAAAAAAGCCUCAUUAGAUAGUUGUGUAUUCAAUGUGACGGGUAUGAAUUACACGCGUUUGAUGUGGAGUAAACAAUUUGGUUGCAAAAGACACGAUCCAGAUUAUAUGGCUGUUAUAGGAAUAUCAUUUUUAAUUCCAACUAUUUCGAUUAUAUUUUAUGUGAGUGCAAUGUUUAAAGGUGAACGACGUUUGAAGAAAUUAUCGAGACAAAAAAGAUUAACGAAAUCAACUGCUGCUGCAAUGAUCGGAGUUAUGAAUUGGAUGUGGUCAAAUCCAGAUGGAUGA
This is a messenger RNA of Didymodactylos carnosus, 717 nucleotides long. Lineage: Eukaryota; Metazoa; Rotifera; Eurotatoria; Philodinida; Philodinidae. The record is from the annotation of a GenBank genome assembly.